Rodentolepis nana is the source of this 153-nucleotide messenger RNA. NCBI's taxonomy places the organism in Eukaryota, Metazoa, Platyhelminthes, Cestoda, Cyclophyllidea, Hymenolepididae. The record is from the annotation of a GenBank genome assembly.
AUGCCUCGAAUGCCACCUUUCCCCUCCUCCCACCCUCUGGUCAGUCUCCUCUCUUCGACCUCUCAACUGCCUACGACAUCUCCUUUACAACCUCCUUCUCCUGCAAAUUUCCCUGAAGAUCUCCUUUCAGACGAUCGAUCGGGUGAGUAUUGA